Colossoma macropomum (tambaqui) is the source of this 3336-nucleotide messenger RNA. RefSeq names its product vasohibin 2 (gene vash2). NCBI's taxonomy places the organism in Eukaryota, Metazoa, Chordata, Actinopteri, Characiformes, Serrasalmidae. The coding region runs from base 418 to 1530 and encodes 370 amino acids. Gene Ontology annotation, cellular component: cytoplasm. Gene Ontology annotation, biological process: regulation of angiogenesis. The record is from RefSeq and is a predicted model, not a curated record. The transcript has 7 exons.
GGAGGGUGAAGUUGGGUCAGGUCGUAACUGGACUCUCUCACAGCGGACCGCGGACGGAGGAGUAAACACGGAGGAUAUCAACUCGCUUCUGCCCUAAACGUUCAUACGCCGCCGGUAUCGUAGCGAAGCGACCGAGCAGCGGGUAUUAUUUCAUUGUUUUCCCUCAGUAAAGCGGAUUUGGGUCAACCGUGGUCACAUUAAAUGAUGUGACUCCUCUUAAUAGACCUGUUUGGAGCCGCUUUCACGGAGCGUUUUGAAGUAGCUCCUCCAGCCGAGCUGACUGGGUUGCCCGGAUUACUAUGCAGUGUUUAUAGCGUUUCCAGCGAUGCCUGUCGUUGAUUAAGCGGAGCGGCUGUUGCUGUGGAGGUCGGAGAGAAAGAGACCAGAAAGAGCCACGGAGACGUCUCGUAACGGACGAUGACCGGGCCGAGCAGCUCCAGCUCCGGCUCCGCCGCCAAGGUGGCCAGACACGGCCGCUCCAAGAGCACCAGCACGUACUGCUGCCACUCGCGGCCGGGGCAAGAGUCCGCGCCCUCGGCCACGGCCAACAACGCCGGCCGCUCCUCCGGGGAAGAGGACGAGAAGGACGGCGGCGUGCCGUUCUACGUGAACCGGACCGGCUUCCCUAUAGAGAGCGUCACCUGGGAGAGGAUGUGGUCUCACGUGGCCAGAGUGCAUCCAGACGGUCAAGAAAUGGUGGACAGGAUACGAAACGCAGCGCACCUGCCCAAACAGCCCGUGCCAUCGGUCCCCAACUUCAAGCCGUCCAUGUCAGUACCUGACUGGCUCCACGCCGUCCAGAACUACAUGAAGAACUUGCAAUACAACCACACAGGAACACAGUUCUUUGAGAUACGGAAAACCAGACCAUUGUGCGGGUUGAUGGAGACUGCCAGAGAAAUGAUAAGGGAGUCCCUUCCCAUUAAAUGCCUUGAAGCAGUUAUUCUUGGAAUCUACCUAACCAAUGGCCUGACCUCAGUGGAGCGCUUUCCCAUCAGCUUCAAGACACAGUUCUCCGGUCACCACUUCCACCACGUGGUGCUGGGCGUCUACUGCAAUGGCCGCUACGGUACAUUGGGCAUGAGCCGGCGCGCUGACCUGAUGGACAAGGCGCUGAGCUUCCGCACGCUCAGCGAGCUGGUCUUCGAGUUUGAGGACUCUUACCGCCGUUACCAGCACACCAUGAAGAAGGUGAAGAUUGGCCUGUACGUGCCUCACAACCCUCACGUUUUCCAGCCCAUCGAGUGGAAGUACCUGGUGCUCAACCCCUGCAGGCAGGGCCGCGAAGACAUGCGCAAGGAGCUGGAGAAACACGGCCGUGACAUGAGGAUGAAGAUACUGAAGUCGUCAAGUGCCCAGUCGCCAAUUAAGGAGAGGGCGAGAGGGAAGUCCUUAUCACCCCGCCGACGGCAAGGCGUGAGCCCCCAAAGACGACAGCACCUUCACAGAAGGGACAAAUCGCCGGCUGCCCUGGACAGAAAACCAGCAGAGCUCAGUACCCUGAACGACGGCUACCAGAUCCGCAUAUGAAGGUCCACUGCAGCUGGACUGCACCCUCUAUCACCAGGCCAGGCAACUACCUUUCCUUCCCGACAGUGUGUGUUUUCUUCCUGUAGUCGACCCCACAGAUGCUGUCCAAAAUGCUGUGUUAGGUGCUUUACAGUAUAAAAAACUGGAAGAUCUGUGGAAACACAGUGUUCGCUGUAUGUACUGGGACAAUGACGUCAAAAUGACACUCAAAACAUUUUAGUUUUAUGUGGUUUGUUUAGUAUGUAGCACGUUUUGAGGUCAGAGCCUUUUCCAGGUAAGCAUAAAUAUGAUGUAUCUGAACUGGACAGUGUUUCAUUUGGUUAAAUGCUGACAGCUGUACAGUCGUACCAGUACAUAUGGACCACACUGUACACAGGCCAGCCUUUCAGACAGCAGAGGGGUCUGAUUUUAAACUGUAGAAAAGGUUAGAAACAGGGCAUCAACCCUGAGAUCAGCACUCUCUACUGAUCCUUUUAAACUUUUGGAGAAAUUUUAAUGUAAAUGGAAAAACUUUUUUAAGAAACUCUCCACCUGACCACGAUAUAUAUAUAUAUCAUACAUGCUUUAUAGAGCAUUAUAGAACAUGCUUUUGUGGGGAGCCGCACUGGUAGGUGAGGGAAAGGACGCCCGAAGGCUUGCCUGAGGCCGCAGGGCUCGCGGGAGACGGACUUUUCUACACGGAGUGACUCUUUUCUGGAUUUUAUUUUGGUAUUAUUAUACUAAAUUAUUAUUAAGACAGCAGUUUGAUUUAGUAAUACCACCAUGUAUUCCUGAAGGAGCAUUAUAGAACGGUGUAGGUCACGGUAUGAAGAGGACAUGCUUGAAUGCUCGAUUUUUUUUUUUUUGUUGUUUUUUCAGACAACAGUGUAUCAGUGGUGGGAUUUUACAGCUUGACCUCCCUUUUUCCUUAUUCUUUUUUUGUUCACAUUGAAAUGCACAGAGAAGACCGUCAAAUUAGCUUCUCUGACAAAGUACCAUAUCAGAUCAUGCAUUAUUUAGCGAACCUCAAGCCUUUGUCACACCAAGUUUGACUUCACUGUACUGGUGAAUAAGCUAUGCACGCUCGACAGGCCUAAUGAGGGCCCUGAUCUGUCUUCCCUGACAGUAGCCGAGCUCAACAAUGUAGCUAGCAGUCUGUGGUGGACUAGUCCAGUGGUUCUUUGUUUUUUGCCUAGCAGCCAUAAAUCUGUGCUGACUUGAAAAGCAGCCAGAACCCGAUUCUACCUGGUGUUAAUGCCAGCUUUAUCCUAUCCUAAGACCUGCUUUGCCCAAACAGUGCAAGAAUGACUGGGGAAAGCUAGUGGGAACGAGUUGGCAUUAGCUGACUUGCAUAAUGCUCACUGGUUCUGAUUGGCUUGGGUAAAGUAUCCCUUUUCAAAGCUACCACACAAGUGCCAGACCAUUUGCAGCAUUACACUUGCCUUCUUCCUCACUCCAUUACCUUGAUGUAUUCACCCCUGAAGAGGUUACACAACCCAGCGCUCCACACUCAGCAACCUGGACAGUGAUGAGAAGAAAGUUGGCCCUCAUGUCAACACUGUUACUUCAUACCUGAGAAAUGCUGCACUUUCGCAGAAUCCUUUUCACUUCACAUUAGACGUCAAGUAAGUGGUGCGUGUUCAGGCUGACAAUCACGUUCAAGCGAACACAAAAAGGUCCUGGUGACCAGAAGGCUUGAGCUGGGGCUGAACGAUUCGUGGAAAAUAUCUAAAGCUACGUUCACAUUACGAGCCUCAUUUCUCAAAUCUGAUCUUUUGCUCAAAUCCGAUCUCUCUGACACGAUGGUUCACACUUGUUUAGGUAAGU